UCCUCUCCAAUCUUACCAAUUAACAAAUACAACAACAAUGUUGCAAUAUUUCUUAAUCUUUUCAUUUUUGCUCAUUUCAACCAAUGCUGCGUAUGAUUAUUAUAAGCUGUCACAACAGUGGCCGCCAACAUUCUGUGCAGUAAAUAAAUGUAAACCUCAGUAUACAAAGUUAAGCAAAUUUACUAUACAUGGGUUGUGGCCCUCAAAUUAUACUGGAGCUCGUCCAAUAGUUUGCAAAAUUGGCAGUGUGUCAAUGGUACCACUGACUCAAAUUCCCACUACUUUGAACUCUGCACUUGCUUCAAAUUGGCCCAAUUUAUUAAGCAAGCCAGACUAUGAAUUUUGGACACAUGAAUGGGAGAAGCAUGGCAGAUGUUCAUCACUUCCAAACAGCCCAUUGGAUUAUUUCCGACUUGCUUUGAGUAUUCAGAGCAAGCACAAUCUAUGGAAUAUCCUUACAGCAGCCACAUUUGUCCCCAAUAGAACUUAUCCAAAAAAUCUGUAUAAUAUGACAAUAUUUCAAAGUACUGGUGCAUAUCCUGAACUUAGUUGUUUGCAAGAUCGAAAAAACAAUUACCAUCUUUUAGAGAUGAGACUCUGCUUAGACCACAGUGGAGCUUCUUACAUAAAUUGCACUGAUCCUUCGAAUACUUGUGGCACAAAUAUAAAUUGGCCACUUUAAUGUGAUGCAAAUU
Molecule: messenger RNA, 695 nt
Organism: Trifolium pratense (red clover)
Lineage: Eukaryota; Viridiplantae; Streptophyta; Magnoliopsida; Fabales; Fabaceae
Product: extracellular ribonuclease LE-like
Exons: 2
Coding region: 38-682 (214 amino acids)
Biological process (GO): RNA catabolic process
Cellular component (GO): extracellular region
Molecular function (GO): RNA binding; ribonuclease T2 activity
Source: RefSeq, a predicted model, not a curated record